This is a messenger RNA of Merops nubicus (carmine bee-eater), 609 nucleotides long. RefSeq names its product ring finger protein 25 (gene RNF25). Gene Ontology annotation, biological process: protein ubiquitination. Gene Ontology annotation, molecular function: protein binding; ubiquitin protein ligase activity. The transcript is spliced from 7 exons. The annotation marks the transcript as partial. Gene Ontology annotation, cellular component: nucleus. The record is from RefSeq and is a predicted model, not a curated record. NCBI's taxonomy places the organism in Eukaryota, Metazoa, Chordata, Aves, Coraciiformes, Meropidae.
UGCUUCACCCUGGUGCUCUCCGUGCCCCCCCAGUAUCCCAACAAAGCUCCGGAAAUCUUCAUCAGGAACCCCCGGGGGUUGUCAGAUGAGCAAAUUCAAAAGAUUUCCCAGACCCUCAGAAGCGUUGCUGAAGCCAGGCUGGGGACAGAGGUGCUCUAUGAACUGAUUGAGAAGGGGAAGGAGAUUCUCACUGACAACAACAUCCCUCAUGGCCAGUGUGUGAUCUGUCUGUAUGGAUUCCAGGAGAGAGAAGCCUUCACAAAGACCCAGUGCUACCACUACUUCCACUCCCACUGCCUGGCCCGCUAUGCCCAGCACAUGGAGGAAGAGAUCCUCAUGCAGCAGGAGGAGAGAGAGCAGCACCUGGCACCAUCCCCCAAACAGGAGGCUGGCGUACAGUGCCCUGUCUGCCGGGAGACCCUGGUCUACGAUCUCUGCGCUCUGAAGGCAGCACCACCCCCACAGCACCCGCUGGAGCCCUACCGGCCAGACGCCAAGACCCUGCAGCACCAAGAGGAACUGCGCUUAAUUUUCAAGAGGCAGCAAGAGAAAGGGGGUAUCAUCGACCCCGAGGCAGAGCGGAACCGUUACUUCAUCAGCCUGCAGGCG